UUGGACCCAAUUUACAUGUGGUCGAGUCAAGACACAUGAGGCAUAGCAGUAUGUCGACACAUUGCGAUAUCCUAGCAGGUUAGCACCCAAACACUGCAACAAGUUGCUGCGUCAAGUGCCAAACAGAUGGCCCCAUAGAUGUAUAAUCAAAACCAGCACUGCAUGUUUCUGAGCUCGUGGCCUUGUCUGUUGUCUCUUGCCAACCUGAGAUGAUACAUGAUAGCUGCACAUGAACUGCAAGCUCUAUCUCUCUUUCGUUUCUUCAGUUCUGGCCUAUAAAACCAUCGGCAUUAGCGCCCAAGGCUUCAUCAGUCCAUCAGCAAGGCAAGUACUACAGCAAGCAGCUGAACACCACCUGAUACAAACUGAAGUUCUCUGAACUCUUUGCCAAGAAAGUAGGAGAAGCAACCAUGUUCAGUGCCAAGAGACUCGUUCAAGCCGCCCUGGCGAGGAAGCGGCUCACGUCUACGCCGAUGAAAGAAACCGAAGCACCGUGCAGCACGUCGACGGCCGUGGCUGGCAAGGGUCGCUGCGUCGUGUACUCGGCCGACGGCCGGAGGUUCGAGGUCCCAUUGGCGUACCUCGGCACGCCGGUCUUCGCGGAGCUCCUGGACAUGUCGCGGGAGGAGUUCGGGUUCACGAGCGACGGCGGCAGGAUCACGCUGCCCUGUGACGCCGCGGUGGUGGAGUACGUGAUUUGUUUGCUCCGGCGAGAUGCCUCGGAGGAGGUUGUGAGGGCGUUCUUGAGCUCCAUGGCCGGGCCUUGGCACACUGUCAGCGGCACGGCGCCAUCGAUGGGACUCAUGCGCCACCCAGCUGUUUGUGUAUAGCUCAUUAGCUCGUGAUGCACUAUAUUAGGUUCUUGUUUAGUUGGAUGUAAAGAUUCUGGGAUCACAAGGAAAUGGUACAAAAGA
Panicum virgatum (switchgrass) is the source of this 914-nucleotide messenger RNA. Its product is annotated as auxin-responsive protein SAUR36-like. The transcript has a single exon. The record is from RefSeq and is a predicted model, not a curated record. Lineage: Eukaryota; Viridiplantae; Streptophyta; Magnoliopsida; Poales; Poaceae. Gene Ontology annotation, biological process: response to auxin. The coding region runs from base 411 to 830 and encodes 139 amino acids.